Molecule: messenger RNA, 933 nt
Organism: Trichophyton benhamiae CBS 112371
Lineage: Eukaryota; Fungi; Ascomycota; Eurotiomycetes; Onygenales; Arthrodermataceae
Exons: 1
Coding region: 1-933 (310 amino acids)
Source: RefSeq, a predicted model, not a curated record
AUGUCCGCCGCAGUGUCGUCCUCGCUGGGCCGCGCUUUUACCAAGCGCCAGAAGCGGCCAGAGGUGUCCGCCCCCAUGCCCUUCCGCGAGGGACAGCCUCGUUUCGCUGCCGGAACCAUCAAGCGAUCCAAGAUAUCAGCGCCAGUCGAGCUGCUGUCCACCACAAACCUGCUUGCAUACACUGCACCAGACAUCCAGAAACAUGGCAAUCAGGGACACGGUCACAAGAACCAGCCAGUUAUCUCGCGACCCAUCAUCCAGCGCCAACACUCAAACCUCCAACAUUCCACAUCAUCUUCUUCCUCCUUCCGAUCAGCAGACGAGUCCGACGCCAGUAACUCGUUACACACCCCUAGCACCACAAUUACCUCUCCGUCGCUUCCAGGUUCGACAGAGGCCUCACCUGUCCUGCGAGACAACGGCCACCAAAACCUGACCGGCUACUUCGACCAGCAAAAGGAUGGUCCACCAAAGGCACCACAAGCUUCCCUGGAACAGAGCGCUCCUCCACCUUCCAUCCCCACCCGUGCACUUAGCCAUACCAAGAAGUCGCACCAGGAACUCUCUCGCCAACGGUCAAACUCCUCAAACGCCUCGGCGGGUCGACGCACCCCAUCUUUAUCCAACACGUCUUCUCCAAACCCCACCUCUCUCUCCUCAACUCACGCCGCACACUCCGCCGCCGCCGCCGCCUCCUCCUCCUCCCGCUCACAUGCACAAGACGUUCAUGCUCACCCAUUCGGCAAAGAGCUAGAACAAGUCAACGAGGUCGCAGAGGAGUUUUCCGCUGGUCAACUCUUCCGAGACGAAGACGAGAAGACCCUCGCCGCAAAGGGCCUCGUCAAAGUCGAUGUAGUAGAGUACCUUGAGGAAGUCAAGGGCGUGUACGCCUACGUCUUUGGCGGAGAUGUCGCCAAGCGGGACUGGAUCUGA